Messenger RNA from Tripterygium wilfordii, 874 nucleotides. RefSeq names its product GPI-anchored protein LLG1. The coding region runs from base 135 to 659 and encodes 174 amino acids. The record is from RefSeq and is a predicted model, not a curated record. The transcript has 3 exons. NCBI's taxonomy places the organism in Eukaryota, Viridiplantae, Streptophyta, Magnoliopsida, Celastrales, Celastraceae.
AGAAAAAAAAAAGAAAAGAGUAAUGAGCAUGUCCAGAUCUCUCCACUCUGCUGCAACAAACAAAAGCGCGUUAGCUUCUUCUCUCUAUUUCUCCUCACAAGCUUCCAGAAAUUUAGAGGAACAGCAGUAAAGAUAUGAUUUUUAUGUUGAAGCUGAAGAUGGGGUGGAAUUAUAGCUCUUCAAUGCUCUUCUUCUUUUUUCUCUUCAUGGGUCUCUCUGUUUCUUCCACAUUCAUCUCAGAUGAUAUAUUUGAAUCUCACGCAUUUACAGGCAGAAAUCUGCUUCAGGCCAAGAAAGCUUGCCCUGUGAACUUCGAAUUCAUGAACUAUACGAUUAUCACAAGCCAAUGUAAAGGCCCCAAAUAUCCAGCAGACAAAUGUUGUCCAGCGUUCAAACAAUUUGCCUGCCCUUAUGCAGAGGAGAUAAGUGAUCUAUCCACUGAUUGUGCAUCAACUAUGUUUAGUUACAUUAAUCUUUAUGGGAAAUACCCAGCCGGCAUUUUUGCUAGUGAGUGCCAGGAAGGAAAGGAGGGACUUUCUUGCCCUCACUCACCACUAUCAAAAUCAGAGGAUGCAAAGGCUAGUCAGACAACGCAUACUUCAUCCCCACUGAUAAUGCUCACUACUGGAUUCCUCGGGCUUUUAUUUUUGUUAAUAUGAGGAUUUACUGUCAAGUGUCUUAUUUCAUUUUUCCUCACUUGAUUCUUUACCAUUGUCGUUAUUGGCUGUGCCGUCUAUUCUAUUUCCACGAACAUAUGAUGAUAUAUUUUCCUUGUUAGGCAUGCUGGAGAAUUUAUGUAUCAGUUUGUAUUACUGCUCCCAAUGGUUGGGAUUAAGAAUUAGUUGUAUGAAAUGAAAUAUUUAUUUGUGCAUUA